AUCAGAGGGCCUACCAGCUGCUCAGCAUAUACGGAGCUGUUGAUGCUGUGUCAUUUGUUUGUCUGCCAUACUUCAUGGCUCCGCUUCUUAGGGGAGCUUGGUGUAGGUAUUAUGUGCUCUCUGCGUGUACUGCCCCUGACCCUGCUCCAAGUUAUGAUGGCCCUGCAGACAGGGCCUCCUCGUCCCCAUUCAGUGAUUCUAUCUCACUCUUUUGGGGUAUGUUUCUUCAUGUUUAACUGAGGUGUCUCUCAUAGGCUAGGCCACUGACAUCUGUUUUGGACCAUCUCAGCGUCCUUAGUACCAUGUAUCAAGGAGUAUUUCUAAGUCUCUUUUUUUGCUCUCCUGGAACAGGGGAUGGUCUAGGUCUCGGGAUCUACCACUAUUCCCAUCUAAGCACAGGGCACUUCUACAAGCAUCAAAGCCAGGAGAAAUCCCACUGAGAAUGGGUACUACACCUUGCAUUCCAGAUUUACUCAACUCUCAAAGAGUGAUUGAUUGUAGUAAUAACCCUAAUUUAUCCACACCUUCUUGUAAAAUUUGCCUUGUAGCUUCUGCACUGACUCUGGGCUUGACCAUGUGGAAUGCUUUGGCCAAUGAAAGACUACGUAGUGUGAUGCAAGAAGAGAUUUGAAACGUACGUGUGCAUUGGACUUGCCCUCUUGCUGCUCUUGGAAUCCUGCUGGUUUAGUCUUCUGGAGAAUGAGAGACCACAUGAGGCAGACACAAGCUGUCCCACUUGGGGUCAUCUUAGCUCCCAAAGAGAAGACCAACCUUCACAAAAGUCACCCUAGUUUUCCCAAGCCACUUCUUGCCUCAUUGCUGAUACUUCUGCUACUAUUGGCAAUCUCAUUUUUGAUCGCUUUUAUCUUUUUUUUCCAAAAAUGUUCUUAUAUUCCUAAAGAAAAAAAGACUACAAAAGAAGUCCCUCACACAGUAUUGGAAUGUAUGAAAGAAAAUUCGACCACAGAAGGGAAAGACUGGAGUUGCUGCCCAAAGAAUUGGACGUCAUUUAGUUCUAACUGCUAUUUUAUUUCUACUGAACAAAAUAUUUGGGAUGAGAGUGAGAAGAGAUGCUCAAGAAUGGAAGCUCACCUGCUGGUGAUCAACACCAAGGAUGAGCAGGAUAUCAUCACCCGGAAACUGAAACUAACUUCUGUUUAUUAUGUGGGGCUGUCAGACCCAGAGGGGAAAAGACAUUGGCAAUGGGUCGAUCAGACACCAUACAAUGAAAGUGCCACAUUCUGGCACAGGGGUGAACCCAAUAAUCCUUAUGAGCGUUGCGUUGUGCUAAAUGCUCGUUCAGGAGAAUGGGGCUGGAAUGAUGUUCCUUGUAAUGACCAUCACAAGUCUAUUUGCAAGAUGAUGAAGAUCUACUUAUGAAUGGAACAUUCUCCAUGACCGUGAGGUUGAAUUGGUAUCCACCAUCACAGAGAUAGCUAAUAUGUUCUUUUUUUAAAAAAUUUAAUUUUAUUUACUUUUUAUACAGCAGGUUCUUAUUAGUUAUCUAUUUUAUACAUAUUAGUGUAUAUAUGUCAAUCCCAAUCUCCCAGUUCAUCCCACCACCCCCCCCCCCCCAGCACUUCCCCCCUUGGU
This is a messenger RNA of Balaenoptera ricei (Rice's whale), 1593 nucleotides long. Its product is annotated as C-type lectin domain family 4 member A-like. The record is from RefSeq and is a predicted model, not a curated record. The transcript has 6 exons. NCBI's taxonomy places the organism in Eukaryota, Metazoa, Chordata, Mammalia, Artiodactyla, Balaenopteridae. Bases 700 to 1380 code for a protein of 226 amino acids.